Vanessa tameamea is the source of this 1677-nucleotide messenger RNA. RefSeq names its product leucine-rich repeat-containing protein 40 (gene Sclp). The transcript has 4 exons. The record is from RefSeq and is a predicted model, not a curated record. The coding region runs from base 173 to 811 and encodes 212 amino acids. Gene Ontology annotation, molecular function: protein binding. Lineage: Eukaryota; Metazoa; Arthropoda; Insecta; Lepidoptera; Nymphalidae.
UUCGCUCGAAUUUACAAGUGUUGCCGUUCACCCAGGCGCUUUUGCGUUUCGGAGCGGUGUAUAAAGAAAAUAUAAAUACGUGUUAUUUCUCCCACUUGGAUCUCGUCAGGCGUUUGUGAUAUAUUACCAGUGAUCACUGAAACUGAGGAGUGCAGUGUUUUCAAGUGCAGUGAUGAGGCCCCCGACGGACUACGAUGGUACGAGGUUACCCGCGGAGGCGGAAGAGGGAGACCCGAGAGCACCAGCGAUGAUGAUAUGCGCAAGAUUGGCUGGACGAGCUAUCAUCAGAGUUGUAGGCAGGUGUGAGGAUGCACAAGAGAAUAGCCAACUAGAUCUGUCAGAAUGUCAGCUAAUGCAAGUACCUGAUGCAGUAUAUCACCUCAUGCGACACACUGAGCUCAAGAGCUGCGACCUCAGUGGGAAUGUUAUUACAAAGAUUCCACCAAAGUUUACUGUUAAAUUUAGUUUAAUCACAGAUCUAAACCUAUCAAAUAACCAAGUAGCCAAGCUACCGGAUGAACUCUGCACAUUGGCGUGUUUGCAGCGCUUGGACAUCUCGCACAACUCAUUUGUGGCUCUACCAGCCAUUGCCUGCCAGUGCCCAAGUCUACACACAUUAUUAGCACACCAUAAUCAAAUCAUAGAAGUCGAUGUGGACAGAUUAGCAAGAUCUCGAGCCCUUGAAUAUGUAGACCUAAGUGACAAUCCUAUUCCACCUCGAACAUAUGAGGAAUUAAAGCAGCUGAGCCGACCUUCGAUAUCUAUUUCAGAAAGAGAAAAAGAAGACUGGGAGGAAGAUCUCAUCAUGUAAAAAAUAUAACUUCCUGUGUACAAGACUUACAUUCAUCUUAAUAGAUAAGCAAAGUGUAGGGACUGGUGCAAUUAGGCAUCAACAAGAAGGUUAUGAUAACCUGGUCCUAACUCAACUGUGAUUUAGCCUUGUGCAAAGAGAACUUUAUUAAGUUUCUUAAGCAUGUAGUUAAAUAAGUGUAACAAAAUGAAGUGUAUAUGAUUUUCUAUAUAGAAUAUAUUCAUAAAUAUAAAUGUUACACUAUGUGCUCAAGAAUUUUGUACUCAGUAAAACAAACUGUAAGAGAUAUGACAUAGACAUGUAUGAAGAGCAUGUUUACGAUUAUUCAUAUUUUUAUAUAAUUUUUUUUAUUAAAAAUUGUGAUUAUUUUAUAUUUUGAUGUUAAAAUAACUUUUAAUAAAAGUAAUUAGAUCAACUAUGAGUUGAUCUCUUUCUUUUUAUUGAAUGCUAGUCGUUUAUGAUAAUUAGAUAAGUAUUAAUGAUUUGUAUUAUUCUAACAAUUUACUUUUAUAUUAGAGAAUUUAUAAAAAUAGAAGAUUUUAAUCUUACAUUAUCUUUAAAAUAAUGGAUUGGUAUUUGGUACUUAAAACAAGAAUAUUUGUCUAAAAUUUAUUUAAAAUACAAUUUAUAUUGUUUGUUAAAAUACUUAGCCUAUAAUAGUGCUGGUUUUUAUAUUUUUCGGUUACUUUAAGAUAUAAAUUUACUUUUUCACUUUUAUACACUUUAAAUUUUUUUUAAGAUUCAAUCAAAAUGCUGAAAUGUGUUUUGUAUAAUGCCUUGAUUAUAUUUAAAUUGUGGAUCAUUGUUUUACAACAGUCCAUUACACUAUUAUGCACUUUACAAAAGCAAUAAAAGCUUCUAAUAUU